CCGUCACAUCGUCGCUCUCUACUCGCCGGCGAUGGCUUCUCUCACUUACAAUGCAUCCUCAAUCGCCGUAGCCAAUAGCAGGACGCCACGUCAGCGCCGCGUGCUCUCUCGCCCCUGUCCUCACCUCGUCUCUAUCUCUCGGCGGAGAUUUACGGUGAAAAUAAGAGCCACGGAAACUGAUGCCAAUGAAGUUAAGCCUGCGGUGCCGGAUAAGGUUCCGGCUGCUGGCGGUGGUUCGAGCUUCAAUCAGCUUCUUGGGAUUAAGGGGGCUAAACAAGAGACGGAUAUAUGGAAAAUUCGCCUUCAACUUACAAAACCUGUUACGUGGCCCCCAUUGGUAUGGGGAGUGGUGUGCGGAGCUGCUGCUUCUGGAAACUUUCACUGGAAUCUUGAAGAUGUAGCUAAAGCUAUUGUUUGCAUGAUGAUGUCAGGACCAUGUCUAACAGGCUACACACAGACACUUAAUGAUUGGUAUGACCGUGAAAUUGAUGCUAUUAAUGAGCCCUAUCGUCCUAUUCCUUCAGGAGCUAUAUCUGAGAUUGAGGUUAUAACCCAGAUCUGGGUGCUGCUCCUAGGAGGCCUUGGCUUGGCGGGUUUGUUAGAUGUGUGGGCAGGGCAUGAUUCCCCUAUACUUUUCUAUCUAGCUCUUGGCGGAUCCUUGGUAUCAUAUAUCUAUUCUGCUCCACCCUUAAAACUCAAGCAAAAUGGAUGGAUUGGGAACUUUGCUCUGGGGGCAAGCUACAUCAGUUUACCAUGGUGGGCUGGUCAAGCUUUAUUUGGGACUCUUACUCCUGACAUAAUUGUCCUUACACUCUUGUACAGCAUAGCUGGGUUGGGUAUUGCCAUAGUAAAUGAUUUUAAAAGUGUUGAAGGAGAUAGGGCUCUGGGAUUGCAGUCGCUUCCUGUUGCUUUUGGGACUGAAACAGCUAAAUGGAUAUGUGUAGGUGCAAUUGACAUAACUCAGUUAUAUAUUGCAGGCUAUCUUUUGGGCGCUGGCAAGCCCUUGUAUGCAUUGGCCCUUCUUGGUUUAAUACUUCCGCAAGUGUUUUUCCAAUUUGAGUACUUCUUGAAAGAUCCAGUGAAAUACGAUGUAAAAUAUCAGGCGAGCGCCCAACCUUUUCUUAUACUGGGCCUCUUGGUAACGGCCUUGGCAACUAGCCAUUGAUACCACAAGACUCAUCAAAAAGUCGAAAUUUGGCUACUUCUGACGCAAAGAUGAUAUAACGACCUAAAUGCAAACGGAUCCUUUUAUCGUUUGGUUAAAGAACAAGGAAAUUGUUCUGCAAUGGCAAUGGUUACAACCUUCGUCACUUUCCAUUCAAAUCUCAUAGAGGUGCUACCAAACUGGAUACCCUUUUUGUUAUGUCAUGUUUCCAUUUGGGGAGUUUUUGGCAAUGAACUUUGAAGAAGUAGAUGGCUUGAUUAGUCUUCGCUUUUGCUUUUGGCGAUGUAGUUGAUGUCUGCAUGCCCCUCUAUGUGCUAAGCUGAUUUAUUGUGUAUCCUAGUAACUAGAUUAUGUAAUUUCAUGGACAUUGGUGUUAGUCCGAGACAGAACAUAGUACUGUAUAUGAUUGUGGAAAUUUUGAUUGGUUGAAGGGUUUGCUCAUGUUUAUUAUUA
Asparagus officinalis (garden asparagus) is the source of this 1618-nucleotide messenger RNA. RefSeq names its product chlorophyll synthase, chloroplastic. Lineage: Eukaryota; Viridiplantae; Streptophyta; Magnoliopsida; Asparagales; Asparagaceae. The transcript has 15 exons. Gene Ontology annotation, biological process: chlorophyll biosynthetic process. Gene Ontology annotation, cellular component: membrane. Gene Ontology annotation, molecular function: chlorophyll synthetase activity. The record is from RefSeq and is a predicted model, not a curated record. Bases 32 to 1165 code for a protein of 377 amino acids.